Myotis lucifugus (little brown bat) is the source of this 1483-nucleotide messenger RNA. RefSeq names its product grainyhead-like protein 3 homolog. The transcript has 9 exons. The record is from RefSeq and is a predicted model, not a curated record. Gene Ontology annotation, molecular function: RNA polymerase II cis-regulatory region sequence-specific DNA binding; DNA-binding transcription activator activity, RNA polymerase II-specific. Gene Ontology annotation, cellular component: nucleus. The annotation marks the transcript as partial. NCBI's taxonomy places the organism in Eukaryota, Metazoa, Chordata, Mammalia, Chiroptera, Vespertilionidae. Gene Ontology annotation, biological process: regulation of transcription by RNA polymerase II.
AGGCCAAGAGUUAACAGCUGCACCUGUUGAGGUAUACCUGCUGUCGCCCGGCACCUGUGCCUGUAGCCAAUCAGCACCAGCGCUGCCAGGAACCUACCUGUCAGCAAAAUCCCAACACUCCAACCCCAACAUAAAUCAAACACUUCCCUGGACAGGGAAUGUCUGUGUCAGGCAAGAAAUAGAGUCAAGAGCAGUCAGCAGAGUCUCGGGUGCCGGUGCCUGUCGUUGGAGCCUGGGAGCCAGGAAGAUGUCGAAUGAACUUGAUUUCAGGUCUGUGCGGCUGCUAAAGAACGACCCAGUCAACUUCCAGAAGUUCCCCUACACUAAUGAAGACGAGGCCUGGAAGACCUACCUGGAAAACCCCUUGACGGCUGCCACAAAGGCCAUGAUGAGAGUCAAUGGGGAUGAUGACAGCGUUGCGGCCCUGAGCUUCCUCUAUGAUUACUACAUGGGUCCCAAGGAGAAGCGGAUCCUGUCCUCCACCAACGGGGGCCGGAACGACCAAGGAAAGAGGUACUACCAUGGCAUGGACUAUGAGAUGGACCUCACCCCCCUUGAAAGCCCCACGCACCUCAUGAAGUUCCUGACAGAGAACGUGUCUGGAACCCCAGAAUACCCAGAUGUGCUCAAGAAGAAUAACCUGAUGAGCUUGGAGGUGGCCAUGCCCUCCCCGGGCAAGGCAGCUGCCCUCCCCGCAGGCCCCAGCAAGCUGGAAGCUGGUUCUGUGGACAGCUACCUGCUGCCCACCAGUGAUGUGUAUGAUAAUGGCUCCCUCAACUCCUUGUUUGACAGCAUUCAUGGGGUGCCACCCACGCAGCGCUGGCAGCCAGACAGUACCUUCAAGGAUGACCCGCAGGAGUCGCUGCUCUUCCCAGAUAUCCUGAAAACGUCCCCGGAACCCCCAUGUCCAGAGGACUACCCUAGCCCCAAGAGUGACUUUGAGUACACCCUGGGCUCCCCCAAAGCCAUCCACAUCAAGUCAGGCGAGUCGCCCAUGGCCUACCUCAACAAGGGCCAGUUCUACCCCAUCACCCUGCGGACCCCCGCAGGCGGCAAAGGCAUUGCCUUGUCCUCCAACAAAGUCAAGAGUGUGGUGAUGGUUGUCUUUGACAACGAGAAGGUCCCGGUAGAGCAGCUGCGGUUCUGGAAGCACUGGCAUUCCCGACAACCCACAGCCAAGCAGCGGGUCAUCGACGUGGCUGACUGCAAAGAGAACUUCAACACCGUGCAGCACAUUGAGGAGGUGGCCUAUAAUGCACUGUCCUUCGUGUGGAAUGUCAACGAGGAGGCCAAGGUGUUCAUCGGCGUCAACUGCCUCAGCACAGACUUCUCGUCGCAGAAGGGGGUAAAGGGCGUCCCCCUGAACCUACAGAUUGACACCUAUGACUGUGGCUCCGCCACCGAGCGCCUGGUGCACCGCGCUGUCUGCCAGAUCAAGAUCUUCUGUGACAAGAUGAGCAAGAGCGGACAGACCCUCUGCUGG